AAAUAUUUAAUCAAUUUAAUUUAUUCUUUCUAUUAAAUUAUGCGGUUAGAGAUAAACUUUUCAGAUGAUAAAUUUUAAUUAAUUUAAUUAAUUGAAAUUAAUUUGAAAAAAAGUAAAAAAGUUUCUGUUAAAAAAAUGGAAGGUAAUACAAAACAAAAAGUAAAGUAUUUCUAAAUUUCUUAUCCGCUAUCUUAAUAAGAUAUUAGGUAUUACCCAAUUAAUUAGGAAAAAGAUAAAGAGUUUCUUGAAAAUACUAAUACUUUUUACAGAUAUUAAUUUGAAAAAAUAAGUGAGAAUAGGGAGUAAUAUCACUUAUUUUAAGACUUUAUAUUUGAUACUAAAGAAAUUGAGCAUAACACAUGUUUGCUAUUAGGAACAGAAUUCACAUCAUACUUGGCUAAAAUUAUUGAACAGCUAGGAUUUGAUAGGAGAUAUUCCAAUAUGAAAUUAGAGGAUUUUAGAUACUAUCAAGCAAAAGCACGCAAACCACGUGAGUCAAGCAAUUAGGAAAAAACAGUAGCACAGUAAUGCGAAAAUUUAGAAUUGAGAAUCAUAAAAACUAAAGAAUAAAACAAAUAAAACUUGGCUAAAAACAAUAUUGAUUUUAUUUUACUUCAUUUUUUGUCACGCGAAGAGUUAAAAAAAAUGGAAAAAAAAAAUAAUGAUAAAGAGAAAAAUAAAAAUGAGCAAAAUGAAAAUAAACUUACAAAUUACUUUCGAUAAAAAUAAAAGAUAAAUUAAAUAAUAGAUUAAAAGCCUUUUCCAUGUGACUCAAACACUACCGUAUAGAAUGAAAUUUAUAAUAACUAGAUAUUAUAAUAGUAGUUGCCAUAAUAAAUAGGUUAACAAGAACCUUAACAUUAGUCUGAAAUAUAUAUAAAAAAUUAGCAGAUAGAUUAAACGUCCAUUUCACACGACUUUAACACAGUUAAAUUGAAUGAAAUUUAAAAUAAACAAAUCUAGCAAUUACCACAAGAGAUAAAUUAACAUGUGCAAUUAUCCUUCUCUGGUUUAAUAAAAAAUCAAGGCUUAAAAUAAAAUGAACAAAAUAAAUUAGUAGAAAACAAUAUCGAAAACUAAAAUUAAUAGACAAAACUGAGUGACUUAGAAAUUUAAUACAAAAAAAAAUUCUAAUAAGAAAUCAUCUUUGAUUAAAGUCAUCAACUUGAAGACGAAAUAAAGGCUUUGAAAAGCGAUCUUUAAAAAAGCUAAAUAUAAUCAUAAUAAUUAUUUGAAGAAAAUGAAAAAAUAUCUGCAAACGCUAACGAUGAUAAACUAUUUGAUAUUAUACAAAAGAAAAAUAAUUAAUAGGAUUUUUGUCAAAUUUAGUAAUAGCUUAAUAUUCAAAAUCAGAAUAACUCGUAAUUUAAUAAUUUUAACUCCGACAACUAUAACUAAUUUAUUAAUAGAGCAAAUUAAAUUAAUUAAGAGUAAUCUUAGUAUAACCAACAAAGCAAUUGCAAUUUUAAUUAUUAUUAAAGUUUGGAAAAGCAAAUAAAAGACCUCAAAUAUUAAGUUUGCAAAAUAUAACUAGAAAAUGCUUAAUAAAAAAUGAAAAUGUUUUUCACACUUUAUCCAGAUUAUAUUCCUGAAUAAAAUUUAAGCCAACAAAAUAAUUUAUAUUAUAAAUGA
Tetrahymena thermophila SB210 is the source of this 1632-nucleotide messenger RNA. RefSeq lists its product as hypothetical. The record is from RefSeq and is a predicted model, not a curated record. Lineage: Eukaryota; Ciliophora; Oligohymenophorea; Hymenostomatida; Tetrahymenidae. The transcript has a single exon.